Molecule: messenger RNA, 1178 nt
Organism: Bemisia tabaci
Lineage: Eukaryota; Metazoa; Arthropoda; Insecta; Hemiptera; Aleyrodidae
Molecular function (GO): hydrolase activity, hydrolyzing N-glycosyl compounds
Source: RefSeq, a predicted model, not a curated record
UUCAUACGGCGUUCUUCCUUAGCACGGUAGCGUUGAACACCUGAAAAUUCUUCACUCUUUUAAAAAUUGUCGAUCACCAUGCUCAAGCACUUGGUGCUUCGUCUAUUAUGUGCGGGGUUAUUCGGUGGUGCUGUGAUGGUUGAUGCAAAUCCUAGGUUGAUGGUGGUAGACGUGGACGGUGGUUUGGACGAUGAGUGGGCCCUUCUGACUCUGCUAAGGGCCCAACAUUUGGGCCUCGUCCGUAUCUUGGCCAUCACCGCAGUUGACGGCAUGACAGAUAUUAACAACGUGUGCGUGAACACUUGUAGAUUGCUUCAAGUAGCUCAAGCUCCUGAUAUUCCGAUGUACCGAGGCAUAAAAAAUAAGGAUCGAGAGACGGACUAUUUGUACCUUUAUGGAAAGGACGGAUUCGGAGAUCUUGACUGGGGUUGGAAACCGGAUUUGAGCCGAGUCAAAGGGAUGAGCGCCAUUGAAGCGCUGGCCCGCCUCACCAAGGAGCAUCCAGGAGAAAUAUCAUUACUUUGUUUGGGACCUCUAACAAACAUUGCAGAGGCAAUGAGGUUACAGCCAGAUAUCGCAUCCAAUCUUCAGGAAAUACUUAUAAUGGGCGGAAAUGACCCCGGGAAAUUUGGGGAACUAGGCGCAGAGUUUAACUUUUUGACUGAUCCAGAGAGUGCCAACGCUAUUCUGACUCAGGCAAAGGUUCCAAUCAUGCUUUUACCCGUCGAAACAUGCCUCAACAUUGAGCUGAAUUUUCCGUGGCGCUGGGUGUCAUUCAAAGACACGCCGAACCCCGCAAUCCAGAUGUUCAAUCGAAUCGAGCGCGAAUCUUUGGUCUUUUGUUAUCUCGAGGAUACAACCUUUUGGGGGUGCGAUUUGUUCCUGGCGUGCGGCUUCAUCAACCCGGGAGUUUUUCAGACGACCGUCGCGACGAACGCCCGGGUUGAGACCGUCGGACCUCGAAGAGGGCUCAUCGUCGCCGACGACACGAAAGAACACAACGUCGUCAUCGUCACCAGGAUCAACAGCGGGGUCCUCAGGCAAGAGGUCCUAAAGUCGGCGGAAACUAUGGAACUCGAACCUGCGGACUGAUUAUUGAAAUUGAUAGACAAAGAAGACAUAGAGAGUACGAAGCGAUCCUAUAGGUAGAACCGGGUGGCUCUUAUAGACUAAGGGAG